This is a messenger RNA of Daldinia loculata, 2015 nucleotides long. RefSeq names its product beta-lactamase/transpeptidase-like protein. The coding region runs from base 449 to 1651 and encodes 400 amino acids. The record is from RefSeq and is a predicted model, not a curated record. Lineage: Eukaryota; Fungi; Ascomycota; Sordariomycetes; Xylariales; Hypoxylaceae. The transcript has 2 exons.
AUACUAUUCGAGUAUAGACGCGGCCUCCAGUUCGCCCGUUCAUCACUAAUCCCACCAGGCAUCGGCACUAUAAUUCUACGCCAGAUGAAUCAUCACCGAGCAUGCACGUGGAAACGGCCCGCAAGCUUGCGAGCAGGCGUUUCGAUAAAAUUUUAAGUACCUAAAUUAAUAAGUAAUUGAUAAUAAUUGAUAAAAUCUCGAUAAGCUAAUAAGCACAUCCUGUACCUAGCCUCAUAGCUACCUAAAGGAUCCACACCUGGCCGCCGUGGCUCCUCGGCGAUGUUACGGUGACUAGACAGAGACACUGGUUUUUCUGAAUAUAUAUAAGGCUGCGAUAGAAACCAAAAUGGAACCCGUUGAUCGAUCACGACUAGUCUCAAUAACUCACAAGGAUAGCUUAAUAUAUACGCUCUACUUAUAAAACCCCUUUCUCCACAUAGAGUAUCAAAUGGCCAAGUUCUCCCACGAGGCUGUCUUCGAGGCCGCCUACCAGGCUGGCGAAAUCCCGGGCGUGGCCCUUGUGGCUGCUGAUGCCACGGGGAAGUUUAGAUAUGAGAAAUCAUUUGGCAAGACGGCUCACGGGGAGCCAUUCAAGACAGACAGUGUUGUGUGGAUGGCAUCCUGUUCGAAACUCAUGACAUCCGUAGCAGCUUUGCAACAAGUCCAACGAGGACAUAUUGGUUUAGAUGAGGAUGUCGGUAAGGUGCUCCCGGAAGUCGCCGCGUUGAAGGUUUUGAAGGAUUUUGAUGCGGAAGGGAAACCCAUUUUUGAAGACAGAAAAGAGCCAGUCACUUUGAGAAAACUACUCUCCCAUUCCAGUGGACUUACCAUGGAAAUGUUUUCCCCCAAGCUCCAACAGCUGGAGAAAUUCACAGGCCCUCCUGCGAGCCCUCCCAAGGACAUCGUAACCGAGUUCUCGCGACCGCUCGUUUUCCAGCCUGGAAAAGGCUGGCAGUACGGCACAAGCAUAGACUGGGCAGGUAAACUUGUUGAGCGAUUUUCCGGACUGUCCCUCGAGGAAUACAUGAAGGCCAACAUCUGGAGUCCGCUUAACAUGCAUCAUAUAACCUUUGCUCCUGAUUCAAGGCCAGAGACAAAGUCGCGCAAGGUGGGAAUGACUCUUAGGGACAAGGACGGAAAGCUACAUCCGACGACAGAGGGCUACUUUUUCCAAUACGGGGACAGGGAGGAUGCGUACGGCGGAGCAGCGGGCUGGGGAUCCGCGGAUAGCUAUCUGAACAUACUACAGAGCCUAUGCGCAAACGACGGCCGGGUCCUGAGCAAGGAACUCGUCGAGGAGAUGUUCCGGCCGCAGCUGGGACCCGAGGGCAAGGAGACCUUGAACAACAUACUCCAUUCCGACGAGGAGUCCCGACGAGCUAUUAGUAACACAUUUGAUAUAGACCACCAGGUGAUGGAUUACGGACUCGGCGGAGCGAUCGGCCUUAAAGAUGAAGUUGGCAGAAGGCAGGCUGGGACUAUGUCUUGGGGUGGCAUGCCGAAUUUGAUCUGGUGGAUUGAUAGAAAAGGCGGCUUGUGUGGCGCGUUGUUCACAAACCUGAUACCGGUGGGAGACGCGAAGAUUGUCGAGUUGAUGGCGCAGUUUGAGCUGUCAGUCUAUGAGCAGUAUGAAGAAUUUAAGAAGCAAUAGGUAGUUUGGCUGUUCGGCUAAUCCGACAUUUCUCUAUGUAAUCCAAAGCGAAUUCUAUGUAAUCCAAAGCGAAUUAGGUAGUUCAAUCAAUGCCGUUGACUUUACCGCGGUGAGGUUCAUUACUCGCAUAAUAUGUUUAUUUGUCUUGCUGACUGCAUGGCUGGUUGACUGCCUGCAUCGGAUAUUUCGGAAGUCCGUAAUCAUUGCAUGUUUUGAUAAUUGAGGUCGUCGACGAAGUUUUUAGAAUAAGACGUUCUUGAUUACAUGUGUAUUUCACAAAUAAUUAUAACCAAUUUUGAGGUUGUGGACGGAAUGAAGUUGUGAGAUUUAUAUUCGUGGAAGUGGGAUAGAACCAAAAAUAUUG